Messenger RNA from Anopheles marshallii, 573 nucleotides. It is a transcript of the gene mgr, whose product is annotated as prefoldin subunit 3. Lineage: Eukaryota; Metazoa; Arthropoda; Insecta; Diptera; Culicidae. The record is from RefSeq and is a predicted model, not a curated record. The transcript is spliced from 2 exons. Gene Ontology annotation, biological process: tubulin complex assembly; microtubule-based process; protein folding. Gene Ontology annotation, cellular component: prefoldin complex; cytoplasm. Bases 1 to 573 code for a protein of 190 amino acids. Gene Ontology annotation, molecular function: tubulin binding.
AUGGAAGAGAUCGAAUUACCAAAACUAGAAACCGACCAAAAAUCAUAUGCGGGCAUUCCGGAGGCUGUGUUUGUCGACGAUGUGGAGCAGUACAUGAAAGAUUCCGGUAAUGAAGAUAACGUCGAAAAGGUGCUGAAGAAUUUUGACGAGCAACACAGCAAGUACCGCUUUAUGGAAUACAACAUGGUAUCGCGCAGGAGACGGCUGCGGCAGCAAAUUCCGGACCUCACCAAAAACCUGGAAAUGAUCAAGAAGCUGCGCGAGCAAACGGACGACCAGGUGACCCAGUUCCUGCUAAGCGACCAGGUGUACGUGAAGACGACGAUGCCGCCCACGAAAACAGUGUGCCUGUGGCUAGGAGCAAACGUCAUGCUCGAGUACCCGUUGGACGAGGCGGAGGAACUGCUGCGUCAGAACAAGAAGUCGGCCGAGGUGAACCUGCGGUGUCUGGAACACGAUCAGGAAUUUUUGCGCGAUCAAAUCACCACCACCGAGGUGAACAUGGCUCGUGUGCACAACUACGAUGUGAAGAAACGGCAAGCGUUGAAGGCAUCGGGAGAGGACAAAGCGUAG